UGUAUAUUCUAAAAAUAAAGAGAGGAUGGUUUUACAUGAAAUAUAAAUGAAAGAGAGUGUGCUAUUCAUCAUAUGUGGAGAAGAAUGAAUUUUACACGUUAAGAAGCUUUUUGUAAAAUAAAAAAAUAAAAAUAAGUCAUAAUAAAAAAAACGGAGUCGGGUCAACCUAAUUUUGUGUUCCGGUGAAUAAUAAGGCUUUUUCAUUAUCUAUCUAUCUAUCUAUCUAUCUAUCGCCUUCAGUCACUAUGCAUAAUUGAAUCACUUUAACUUUCCUGUUCAGCAUGUAUCUAUUUUAUAAUGCAGAUUUGUUUGGUUUUUUUCCUCAAAGUUUUUUCAGGGUAACUUCUCAAACUCCGUAGAGUUCACAAAAACUUUUAAAAAAAUGUCUAAAAAUUUUAAAAAAAUGUUGACCGAAGUUCUGGUAAAAUUCGUGGUACAGCAAACAAACUAGUUAAUUAAAGAAAGGUACGUUCAAUUAGCCUGGGGUUAAUGUCGUUUUUAAUAAAAUCAUUAUUAUUAUUAUUAUUAUUAUUAAAUAGACACGCAGAUGCAGGUAAGGUUUUUGACAUUUCUAAUCUGAGUUGCAUAUAACACUAUAUAAACGUCUUAUUACACAAAGCAUUUAUGAAAUAUUCAGUUUUUACAGAAUUUGCAUGUAUUAAACUUAAAAGCACUGAACAAAAUCUGCCCCUCAGCCCGCCUUUUUUCAAUAUUUUAUAAAAAGUAAAUAAAAGUUAACCUUUGUUUGACCUCUGCUGCAGUCGCCAUAGGUAAAUCACGCGCAUUACAACUACGGCUUCGAAUUAUGAAUGAAUUUGCGGAAAAAAAAAAAAAGAAACUGCCCGCGAACCCCGAAUAGCCCGCCUUCCACACUCGACUUCUCAUUGGCCAGAUGGGCACGCUUACCACAGCAACAGGUUACCUCACCAGCGAUAGCCCCGCCCCUACUCCGCCUUUGGAACGCAGAGCCACCGCAGGGGGGCGGCCUCUGAUUGGUUGGACGGAGAGUUGUCAACAAAAAAAAUGUGUUUGUUCUCGUGCGUUUUCUGGGCGCAAAAUUCAAACGAAGAAAUAGAAUGAAAAUCAAAAAUACAGUAACGGUCGGUUACGUUAAUAUAACUGUGGUUUAUUUAGUAGUUUAUUAGCUUGAAAGAACGGAACCAAAAAAAAAAAAAAAAAAAAAACUUUUAUCGAAGGUGAAAAAAUAAUUAUAAUAAUCUUAUUAACCAGGCACGUUUAAUUCCUGUUACGUUUUUUUAAAAUAUUUUUUUCUCUCAGUUUUACACAAACCGUGGGAGUUUUUAACACUAAGACUGAUAAUAUUAAUGAUAAUAAAAUAAAAACUACAGAAAAUGUUGGUCGAGGCACAAGCCGGUAACCGGUUGACUACAGCGGCAGCAAAAGGUGACCUAACCGAACUGAAAACUCUGCUACGCGGGAAAGAAGUCCACCCAGACACCGCGAAUGAAUUCGGGAAAACGGCGCUGCAGGUCAUGAUGUUUGGAAACUGCAGUGUAGCCCGUGAGCUUUUAAAACACGGCGCCAGCGCCAACGUCCAGGACGGGCUGGGUAUCUCCCCGGCUCACGACGCGGCGAGAACCGGCUUCGUGGACACCCUGCGGGUCCUGGUGGAGUACGGGGCCAGCGUUAACACCGCAGACAGCUUCGGCGCCCUCCCCGUCCACAUCGCCGUCAGCGAGGGCCACGUCGAGGUGGUGCGCUUCCUGGCCCCCAGAUCCGACCUGCGGCAAACCGACAAGCGCGGAGAAUCGGCUCUGGACCGGGCCAGGGCUUCGAACCACUCCGGUAUCGUGGAAAUCCUGGAACGGCAACUGGAAUCCGACCAGAACUCGAGUCAACAGUGAUCCAACAGCACCAUUAAUCUGUGACAAACAAAACACCACCCAGAACUUCACAGACACCUGCCAUAAAACAAGACAUCCGAUUUAGAGGGACAGAGCUGGCUUUUAGGAUGUAUUUCUCGGGUUAGCACCGGGCUUCUCAAACUCGGACCUGCGGACCCGCUCCCUGUGUCGGCUGCUUUUCAUUCCAACUCAAUCACCUAACUAAAAUCUGAACCCAUAAUCUGCUUAAUUAGACCUUUUUAAUUGUUCUCAGCUCCGAAAAAGAUGCAGAUUUAAAAUGCUCCGGCAAACUUGAAACCCGCAGCUGUUUAAGAGCGGAGAGCAAUUAAAAAGGUCUAAUUAAGCACAGGAUCAGUUCAGUGAAGGGUCUGGUUCAGUAAUGGAGAGCUGGGUUGAAAUGAAAAGCAGCAGCCCUGCGAAGUUAAAGCCAUUUAUAUCAGAAGGAUUAUUUAAACACAAUGGUUUGAGAUAUCUGCACAUGCUUCUCGGUGUAUUUCAAGAUAUAAUGAAACGUGUAUUUAAAUGUAUUUACAGCCUUGCAACUUGCACAGUGUUUGUUUGGUUGUGUUUUGUUUGCAAGUCUUUUUUAAAUUGUACAUACAGACAGUACAGGGUGAUUAAAUGCUUUAUUAUUACGAGCGUUGUAUUUAUAAUGCCGUUGUAUGAAUUGUUGUGUGGAUUUGAGAUUCAAUAAAUUAUUUAAUAUUUGCUGUAUAAAAAGAACAAGCAGUUGCGUUUCAUUUUAUUUGUAAGGGUCUAUUUAAUUAUAGAGAGAGAGAGAGAGAGAAAUCAUUUCAGAAGAUUGUUAUAGUAUUUAUUUUGUACUAUUUGCAUAUCACACUUCAAUUGCAAACGGGGCGGGGCGGGUGAUUAGCUUUGGGGAAUGUAAACAAACUGGUAUAUAAAUAACAUCUUCCUUUUCAUAAACCUGAACACA
Molecule: messenger RNA, 2802 nt
Organism: Acipenser ruthenus (sterlet)
Lineage: Eukaryota; Metazoa; Chordata; Actinopteri; Acipenseriformes; Acipenseridae
Product: cyclin-dependent kinase 4 inhibitor D-like
Exons: 2
Coding region: 1353-1865 (170 amino acids)
Biological process (GO): negative regulation of cell population proliferation; regulation of cyclin-dependent protein serine/threonine kinase activity
Cellular component (GO): nucleus
Molecular function (GO): cyclin-dependent protein serine/threonine kinase inhibitor activity; protein kinase binding
Source: RefSeq, a predicted model, not a curated record